GUCGAAGCAGCAAAACCAGCAAUUAUAGACGUGUCCGAUGGUGGAACGAUCAAUGGUGAUUCGUAGAGCCGUGAACAGCUUAACAGAACAAGGGUCAACACGAAAUGCUACUUUCGUUUUUCGCGUGGAAAUCACGUUUGACCGAGCAAGGAUUGCAGGAAUAGCAGGAAAAGUGUUGCAAGGCUGAAACUGCGAUACAGUGGAACCUCGAGGCCGCAGGAAAAAAUUGAGCAAAGCCUUUUAAACCAGCCACGAAGCUACGAACAAAUUAGAAACGUCUCGAGUGAAUUUAACGCGGUUGAGAAAAUAAUAAAAAUAUCUAUUCUAGACCUAUUUCUCUCGACGAACGCGGAAGUAUUCGGUUUCCUAGAAGAGUAUGCACAAUCAUAAUUGCAUGCAGGAAAUGUGGUACAAGUUAUCAUCGAAUCAUCGUCACACCCGUUCCUCGAAAACCUAUUGCGAAUCGAGUAGGAAGACUGAUUUAUUAUAAAGAAACCAUCGUAAAUCGCACUGCGUAUGCGUGAGAUGGUAAACAAGGAAAAUUGCAACGAUUCUUCGUGACUCACUUCCGUUCGAGGUCAAUGGAGACGCCGAGAGGAUCGCAUACCUCGGAUUUGGAUGGACAGGAACGCAAGCUUAACCGUUAUCGCGGAUUACAGCGUCAUUAUUACGAUAUUCAACGGUUAAAACUCGUCUUUAGUUGCGAAGAGGAAGCACUGUAGUGUGUGGGUCAGAGAGUACACGAGCUGGCCGUUUUAUAGCGAACCGAACAGGCAGCUCGUGACUGUGCCCUGGCAGCUCAGGGAACAGAAGGGACUGAGUCGUUGCUGGCAAAGAUUUCACGAUCAGCAGGGACCAAUCGACAAUUUCGCACAGCAGACGAUACUUUUAGAUCGAUCGACCUUUAUGAUCGCUAAAGGUUCCGAAUUGUUAUCUAAAAUAUGGCUACGGAGGGAGAGCAAGCGGUACCAAGUACGCCUUGGUACACGAAAUUCUUCGAGUACUGGAGAAACAGAAAUCGCGUGGGUCCAGGAAAGGUGGAGCUACCCGACUGCGACUUCUUCAUCGUCGGUCCGCGUCGUACCUUGAGAAUCCUGAAGCCGAGCUUGAAGAGCGGCUGGUACUACGAGAACACAAGCGAUCGACCAGAGUCCACCAUCGACAAUUUUUUUACUCGCUGGGCCAGAAGACCUCACUCGUCCGGAAACUGUAGAUGUUCUUUUCGGCAGUCGCGACGGCUGAGCACCGCUGAAGAGCAAAUCAUUUCCGAGGAAUUGAACAGAAUCAGGACGAGUCUCUGCGAGGGUGAGAAGAACGAGUCCGCCAUCGAGGAGCUCGAGCAGAGGGUGUCGGUGAAUCUGCAAAAACUUCAGGUAUCUGAUCACCAACCAGUGAAAGAAGAUGAAACCGACAACUCGAACGAAAAGGUUCAACUGCCGGACGAGCAGACGAUCAAAACCAAAAUCGUGAAGGACUUGGAGAAGUACAUCAACGUGCUCCUGGAGGAGAUACUCGACGACACCGUGAAGUACAUCGCAGGUGUCGAGGACAGUUUGAUCAAAGAUGCAGCGGUUACGAAGAAGAGGACCUCGCAGAGCAGACGAUCGAGUCGCGAUAAGAGCAUCGCGGAGACGGGGAAACUGGAAACUGAGCGAACCUCGGGCAACGAGGAGUCGUUCAACAUCAGCUUCUCGUUCCGUCCGGAUAGGCUCGAGAAGAACGAGAAGGAAUCCGCGUGCAAGAAAGAAAUUCUGAGCAACGAAGGAUACGUGAACCGUGGGUUCAUCGGGUCAACAAACGAUCCAGACUCGUUGGAUUUCUACUUGAGGCGAACGGUGGGCACGGAUGUCACUUUGGAACAGCUGGAUUGCAUCGAUUCGGGGAUAAACAGCGUCGAGACGAUCGAGUUCCAGCCGGACCAGGAGCCCAGCCUGGAGCAGUCGUUGCUGAAGAUCAUCGACGAGAAACUCGGUAGAACGCCCUUGAGCAACAGUUGGGAGGAUCUGAGCACAGGUGGCCGGGAGAAUGAUCCGCAGGGCCAGCCGACAAAGAGAACGGACGGGACGGUGAUUCCGAGAAGUGGCGAGCAGCUGAGCAACGAUCCAGCCACGGAGGGAUCGGAGGUCAUCGGAAAGAAUGACGCGGAAAGCGGUGAGCCGCGGGAUUCGAGCGUUGAAACCGCUGGAGGAAUCGAUAUCUCGACGGAUAAUCUCGUGGAAGGCAGAGUGGCCGCGGUGGAUCUCAAGGAGCUGGAGGAAAUUGUUAACGAGCCCAGUUUCGAGAAUCUCCGGUUGGAAUUCAAGGGCAACGGCGACGAGCCGCCCCUCAGGCCCAAAAAGGGCAAAGCGAUGUCGAGGCUGCGGGAAAAGUUCUGCGCGAAUCCGGCCGCGUCCGACGAGUCUUUGGAAAAGAGCAGCUGGAGCGAAAAGAUGGGAUCGUUUCAGUUGAAGAAGGAGGCAACAUCCAUCGAGCUGGAGGAUUACAGGAAGAUGUGGCCCGACAUCGAGGAGACAUCGAUCGAGCAAAGUCCACGCGAGUUGGUCACGUUUAGGAGAAACAGGAAGCCGAUGAUCGUUUUUCUCCACGGCUUUGGAUCGUCCGCGGAAAUCUUCGAGCAUCAGCUGGAGUAUUUCUCAGCUCUGGGGUAUCCGUGCAUCGCGCCGGACAUGCUGGGCCACGGCAUGAGCUCGGCACCUAGCCGAUCCAGGGAUUAUCACUUUAACAAGCUGCUGAAGGAUCUCGACUCCGUGCUGUGCCACUACGCGUUUAAGCCUGGGCAGAAGUGCGUCUUGGUGGGGCAUAAUUACGGAUGCAGCUUCGCAGCCGCCUUGGCCUGCAAAUACGACAGUAGUAUACACCAGCUAGUCCUGAUAUCCGGAGGUGGUCCAACGGCAUUAGCAGCGCCCAGCACCGAAAGCACCGGUCACUGUUGCCUCAGAGCGAUCCUGACGCCUUUUUUAAUGUGCGGCCUUCACAGAGACAUAUUGUACUCGGCGAGGGGUCGUCAACACCCUUACUGCGGCCCCGAACCGCCGGAACAAUGGCCCUCGCACAUGAAAUAUGUUUUGAACGGCAUGGUUUGGCCGGAAGGAGACUACGUAUUCCAUAGAAGGAUAUGCGCGCCAACGCUUCUCAUACACGGCUUAAGGGACAACAAAGUCUCGCUCGUGCAGGAAUGCCAAAUGGAAAGGACCAUGUUGAAAGCUUUCCUGGAAGCCAUCCCAGCUGCCGGCCAUACUCCCAUGACUGAUUGCCCAGAGCAAGUGAAUCACAUGAUUCACUGUUUCAUAGACUUGUGGAAAAACAAAAAAUGGUAGCAACAAAAUAAAUAGUUAGGUUAUGUAUGUUUCACUGAAAGGAGAUUUCGCGGACCAUAUGUUAAUACGUGAUAAGAUUUAUAUUUGAAUCAAGUUCUUCGUACGGGUAUUUGACUCAUUGUACAUUGUUAGACAACAACAAAAAUAUGGUGCCUUCUGCUUAAUUUGCUGCGGCGAAUUUAAUGCAUCGACACAACGAUUGGAAUCUAUUGUACAUAACCUAGAUUCUAUUGGUGAAAAUUCGUUUGUAUAGAUACUUUUUAUACGACUGUAAUGACGUAACCGAUCUUUAUAAUUAUCUUUUUUACGAACUUUUCAUAGAACGUUUAUAUUUGUAAAGAAAUUGUAUAAGUCUGCAUGAUAACUGUGCCAAAAGACGUACACGAUUGUUAAGACGUUUGUUCAAAUUUACGCAGCCUCAGCGAAGGUUUGUUUGUCAAUCAAGUUGUAAAAUACAAUGUAGAGGCUAUGUAGUAGCGUAUAAGUUAUACCAAAGAUGAUUUAUACAAUGUUAUUUUAUGUAUUUUAGUGGAGUAUAACUUAUUCGUUUACAAUAAAAUUGUGUAUAGAUACUUGAA
Hylaeus anthracinus is the source of this 3895-nucleotide messenger RNA. RefSeq lists its product as uncharacterized. The transcript has 3 exons. NCBI's taxonomy places the organism in Eukaryota, Metazoa, Arthropoda, Insecta, Hymenoptera, Colletidae. The coding region runs from base 942 to 3317 and encodes 791 amino acids. The record is from RefSeq and is a predicted model, not a curated record.